Molecule: messenger RNA, 1068 nt
Organism: Tetrahymena thermophila SB210
Lineage: Eukaryota; Ciliophora; Oligohymenophorea; Hymenostomatida; Tetrahymenidae
Exons: 6
Source: RefSeq, a predicted model, not a curated record
AUGUUUAAAAAAGAUUAAGAUAGCAGCAGAGUAUAGUAUGUAAGAUAGGCAUCGGCAGAUGUAGCAUCGAAUAGAGGCAGAAAGAAAAAAGCAACUCCAGAUAUUUCAACACUGAGCUAAAGUUUCGUACAAAAAACUAAAAAGUAACCAGUUGUGCAAUCAGUUACCUUUUAAAUACCUGAAAAAAUUUAAGGAGAUGAUGAUGCUUCGAUUCAAUACCUCACUGAGUAAUUAACGCUUGUCAAUCGCGAAUUAGAAAAGUUACUUUCCAAGAAACAAUAAAUUUAGGAUUUAUUGAUUGAUUUAGAUAAGAAAAAGAGAAAAAGGUAAUAUUAAGAUAUGCGAGAUGAAAACGAUGAGUACGAUGAAACUAACAAAUAUUCAUUUAAUUAAUCUCGAAUUAGAAGUUCAAGUUAGUAUGGUUCAGAUAAAAAAAGUAAUAUCACUUCAAGUUUGUAUCAGUUAGCAAUCUAAUAAAAUUGGAAUAUAGAUAUGACAAGAUUUAGAGAUGAUCCCUACCAUAAUGAUGAAGAUUCAUAUCAUAGUAACUACAGUUAAAGAAGUAAUAAAAAAACAGAUGACGUAUCUAAUAUUCUAAAUGAGUUAUAAACAAGUAAAUCAAUGAUAAAAUCCAAAAUUAUGGAUAAAAGUGCUUUCAACAACAGUAGCAUAAAUAACAAUAACACCAGCGUUCUGUCGCAUACUCUGAAUGCUCAAGUUGCUAACGAUACAAGUAAUUUAUACUAAAGUUUCAUGUAUCGCGAAAGCAGUUAAUAAAAUCUUGGGUCUAAAGAAAAAUUGUAAGAGUAUAAUAGGUUGAAAGAUAGGUGCUUAUGGGAGCACUUUAACUAUAAAGAAAAUAUUCAAGAUAAACUGUCCAAAAUAGAUAACCUAGAUGAAAAUGAACUUAAAGAGUUAGCAAAAAAUUUUGGAGUUAAAUCAAAAGAUUCAAAACUACUCAAAGAAAAUUUAAAAAAUAUUUAUUUCUUCUUAGCAAGAAAUAAAUUCCCAGAGGACUAUUUAAGAGAAUUCAAGACAUGCAUUCAUGAAAAAAUAGAUGUUUUGUGA